UUCUUUCUUCAAACGAAUUUCGAAGUUUUUUUUUUCUUUUUUCUCUGUUUUGUUUACUUUUUUCUUUUUUGUUCUUUUUCUUUUAUUGACUGAUGACAGUCUCUUUUUACGCUGAACUCCUCUCCAACAUUCAAGUAUUAAGAGCCACUAUAGCAACAGAUGAAUCAGUUGAAACGACUUCGUUUACUGUGAAGAACAAUCAACUCUGGCAGGAAGAUACAGUGGUUGUAGAUUUGACGCGUCAUGGUCUUCAAGCUGAUCCUCAUAGUCUUCAAGUACAAGCUAAGAAUGAUGAAAGUAAUCAUGGUGAUCGUUGGAUAUAUCAAUUGAAGGUUAAUUUACAGCGACAACAACAAACAACACAUUCUUCAUCUUCGGUGCAACUUGGGAACAAUGACAAAGAAUGGUGGACAGCAAAAGACAUGAUAGGUUUACAAUGGCAGCAACUUCAAUGUCGACAUUGUGCUCAGAUACUUGUGGAAAAUAAAAAUAAUAAUCUAUCUCGGUGCAAGGAUCUUCCUUCUGAACAUUGGUAUGAACUAGUGGAAUGUUGGAUAUGUCAUGAAACCAAGCCUGAAGAACAUCAAGCACGUAUGCGUCCUAUUUUGGCACAACAUGGUACUCUACUUGUCGGUUCUUUUUACUUUUUAAUUCAUGUGAAUGAUCUGGUACCUCUUUCGAUCAAACUGGACCAAGAACUGGCGAAUCAAAUCAAUUGGGAGCGGGGGACAAUGACCAAAUGGAUAUCAAUCAAUUGCAACACGUGUGGAAAAGUGAUAGGAGAAGGGCUAUAUGAAUGUCAAAAAGAUCAAGAACUGAAUAUGUUAGCUCUCAAACUCUACAAGUACUGUCUGACAAUACAACCAAAUCCACCUGAAUUACCAGACUUUAUGAAUUUUGUGGUGGGUGAUAUGGUGGAUGCUGCUAAGGUUCAUGCUACUCAUAGAUUUGUGAUUCAAGGAAAGAAAAGUUCUCGUGUAUACGCUUUAGUGUGGUUAUUCAACUGGGAUACAACUUUUAUAUACAAUGAUGGAUUCAAGGAUGAAGUGGAUGAUAUGACUGGAAAGAUAGAUUUUCAAAGAGGUAUGAAAAUUCUAUAUAUGAACACAAAGGAUGAUGAUCAGCUUGUCAAGAAAUGGAACCAUGACAAAACCACUGACCAUUUGAUAUACCCUGAUACUUAUUGCCAACAACUAGUCAAAUCUUUAGAAUCAACAACAAAUAUACUUCCUCCAUCAUUGCGGACUAUGAACCAUCCAUCUAUGCCCAUGACCAAGAACUUCUCUGUUGGAUUUAUACAUCGAAAAUAGGUCAAAACCAUCUCCUCCCAGUUUAAUUAGAUAUUUACUUUUUUUUCUUUUUUUUUUUUAAUUAUUUCUUGUACAUACUUUGUUAGC
Molecule: messenger RNA, 1397 nt
Organism: Halteromyces radiatus
Lineage: Eukaryota; Fungi; Mucoromycota; Mucoromycetes; Mucorales; Cunninghamellaceae
Product: ubiquitin-conjugating enzyme E2-binding protein
Exons: 5
Coding region: 93-1310 (405 amino acids)
Biological process (GO): protein autoubiquitination; protein monoubiquitination; proteasome-mediated ubiquitin-dependent protein catabolic process
Cellular component (GO): ubiquitin ligase complex; cytosol; nucleus
Molecular function (GO): ubiquitin conjugating enzyme binding; ubiquitin protein ligase activity; cyclin binding
Source: RefSeq, a predicted model, not a curated record